This is a messenger RNA of Closterium sp. Yama58-4, 2082 nucleotides long. NCBI's taxonomy places the organism in Eukaryota, Viridiplantae, Streptophyta, Zygnematophyceae, Desmidiales, Closteriaceae. The record is from the annotation of a GenBank genome assembly.
AUGGCGCGACGGUGUGCAUUUUUUUCCAACCUCGACUUCCCCCCGAUUUGCUGCCCUGGCCGCCGCGAUUCCACUUCCCGCCGCUCCGUGAGCCCCUUUCCGCCGCCCAACUCCCUUUCCCGCCGCUCGAUUCCAAGUUCCGCCGCCCCUUUGAGCUUCCCGCCGCCCAAAUUCCCUUUCCCGCCGCCCGACUCCCCUACCCGCCGCCCCAUUCCCGUGUCUGCCGCCCGAUUCCCCUUUCCCGCCCCCCAAUGCCCUUUCCCUCCGCCCGAUUCCCCUUUCCGCCGCCCCUUUGACCUUCCCGCCACCCAUUCCCCUACCCGCCGCCCGAAGAACCCGUUCUUUCCGCCCAUUUUCCCCUUCCCGCCUCUCAUUCAACCAUUCCCCCCGCCUCCCAUUCUCCCCUUCCCGCCUCCCAUUCUCCCCUUCCUACCUCCCUUCCCUCCCUUCUCCCCCUUCCCUCCCGUCCCUCCCGUCCCUCCCUUCCCUCCCUUCCCUCCCUUCUCUCCCUUCCCUCCCUUUCCUCCCUUUCCUCUCUUCUCUCCCCCUCCCUUCUCACCCUUCCCUCCCUUCCCUCCCUUCCCUCCCUUCUCUCCCUUCCCUCCCUUCUCUCCCUUCCCUCCCUUCUCUCCCUUCUCUCCCUUCUCUCCCUUUUCUCUCCUUUCCUCCCUUCUCUCCCCCUCCCUUCUCACCCUUCCCUCCCUUCUUUCCCUUCCCUCCCUUCUCUCCCUUCCCUCCCUUUCCUCCCUUCCCUCCUUUCCCUCCCUUCUCUCCCUUCCCUCCCUUUCCUCCGAUCCCUCCCUUUCCUCCCUUCUCUCCCUUCCCUCCAUUUCCUUCCUUCGCUCCCUUCCCUCCCUUUUCUCCGUUUCUCCUUCCCUCCCUUCCCUCCCUUUUCUUCCUUUCCUCCCUUCCCUCCCUUCCCUCCCUUCCCUCCCUUCUCUCCCUUCCCUCCCUUCCCAUCCCUCCCUUCGCUCCCUUCUCUCCUUUCCCUCCAUUUCCUUCCUUCGCUCCCUUCCCUCCCUUCUCUCCCUUCCCUCCCUUCCCAUCCCUCCCUUCCCUCCCUUCUCUCCCUUCCCUCCAUUUCCUUCCUUCGCUCCCUUCCCUCCCUUUUCUCCGUUUCUCUUCUUCCCUUCCCACCCUUUUCUCCUCCGUUUCCUCCCUUCCCUCCCCCCCUACCUUCGCUCCCUUUUCUCCCUUCCCUCUCAUUCCUCCUUGCAAUCUCCUGUCCCUCCCUUCUCUCCCGUCCCUCCCUUCCCUCCUUCCCUCCCUUCCCUCCCUUCCCUCCCUUCUCUCCCUUCCCUCCCUUCUCUCCGUUCCCUCCCUUCCCUCCCUUCCCUCCUUUCCCUCCAAUCCCUCCCUUCUCUCCCGUCUCUCCCUUCUCGGAGUUCCCUCCCUUCCUUCCGUUCCUCCUCUCCCUGCUAUCACGUCUCUCCUUUCCCUCCCUUCUCUCCCGUCCCUCGCUUCCCUCCCCACCUACCUUCUCUCCCUAUGCUCCUUUCCCUCUCAUCCUUUUUUGCAAACUCCUGUCUCUCCCUUCCCUUCCUUCUCUUCUCGUUCCGCCUCUUAUUCUCCCAUCCCGCCUUCCCUUCUUCUCGUCCCGCCUCUUAUUCUCCCAUCCCGCCUUCCCCAUUUCCCCUUCAUGCCUCCCUUCACGCCUCCCAUCACCUCUCCCUGCCUUCCCAUCUCACCUUCACGCCUCCCAUCACCUCCAUUCUCAUUCAGCCCCAUCUCAUGUCACCAUGCUUGCAUUUACCCUCCGUAUCCUGCCUCUCCCUAAGCUCCCCUCCAUCCGCCUUCCAACCCAUUGCCACCCCUCCGUCCCAUUUUGCCUCCUCCAUCCCCCACCUCACCCACCUACUCCCUCCUCAUCUCCCCUCCCCAUACCACCUCCUGCCCCUAUCAGGCACCCCUUGCUCACCUCCCCUCCCCCUACCAGGGGCAUUCUUCUCCCUUCUCUCCCCUACCCCUUCUUUCACCCUCCCCUACAAAGGGCGCUCUGCUCACCAUCUGUCCCUCCAGGUCUCCCACACUCAUAUUCUCCCAUAUUUCAUCCCCCACACUCCCGUGUUUUUUCUUAGUUGA